UCAAACACUCUCAGCCACCAGCAACCACCAGCCAAACACCUUCACCCACCACACAUAGAUAGCACUUUCUCUAAUCUUUAUCCUUCCGAAGCCCACGCUUACUCUCACGCCGGAGGCGCUUUGGGGCAAAACCCCCCCGCCGGCGUUGUUUUGUAGGCUCCCAUCCAGCAGCUACACCACGGAACCACCAGUCACGGCGGAGGAAGGACCGGGAUCGGAGAUUGGCGUUAUCACUACUCUUGCUUUUAUCUUUAAGGAAGGUGUUAUUGUGGCUGCUGAUUCUCGUGCUAGCAUGGGAGGCUAUAUCUCAUCACAAUCAGUGAAGAAAAUCAUUGAAAUUAAUCCCCACAUGCUUGGUACUAUGGCUGGAGGUGCUGCUGAUUGCCAAUUUUGGCACAGAAAUUUGGGUAUUAAGGGCCCUGGUCUUUAUUACGUGGACAGUGAAGGAGGACGGCUAAAGGGAAACAGAUUUUCUGUUGGAUCUGGAUCACCAUAUGCUUAUGGUGUACUGGACAGCGGGUACCGCUAUGAUAUGUCAAUAGAAGAGGCUGCAGAAUUGGCUCGGCGAUCCAUUUAUCAUGCAACAUUUCGUGAUGGAGCCAGUGGUGGUACUGCUAGCGUUUAUUAUGUUGGUCCUGAUGGAUGGAAGAAAUUGUCUGGUGAUGAUGUUGGAGAAUUGCACUACAAGUACUAUCCUGUCGGACCAGCUGUUGUAGAACAGGAAAUGGCUGAAAUUUCCAUUGCUUAAGAGAUUGCAUGCAUGUAACUUUUUGCUUCCAUGUUGAAUGAUUAUUAGAUCUUUUGAUGUAACUGAGUUGCUAUGCACUAGUUCUAAACAAUGUAAAAUUGAAUCUUUAUGUGCCCCUGCUGUCGUGCAACUUGAAUUAGUAUCUAUCUUAUUUGACACGGCUUUGCAAUUGUCGUGGAUCUUAUUUGAUAUGUCUUUGCGAUUUCAAUGGCAGAAAUUAAUGUUUCAAGCUUA
Messenger RNA from Daucus carota subsp. sativus, 982 nucleotides. Its product is annotated as proteasome subunit beta type-5-A. The record is from RefSeq and is a predicted model, not a curated record. Gene Ontology annotation, molecular function: threonine-type endopeptidase activity. The transcript has 5 exons. Bases 293 to 748 code for a protein of 151 amino acids. Gene Ontology annotation, cellular component: proteasome core complex. Lineage: Eukaryota; Viridiplantae; Streptophyta; Magnoliopsida; Apiales; Apiaceae.